GCUUCAACCGGCAGAGCCUUAGCUGGCCCUUCAGCAACAAAGCUUGCCGAGUGGGCCGACCAAUUGCUGCAGAGCUAUAGUGGCCAUGGGCAAGGUCGUGUCUAUGCUGCAAGAGACCUGUUGCCCAUCGGUGUCCCACGAAAAGGAGUCCAUCCCUGCCACCUGGAGCGGUGCUGACUCCCUGCCGAUGCUGCUGGGUUCGGUCGAGCAGGAGUGGGUGCAGCACCGGAUCAUUCCUGCGAAUCGCUUGGAGGUGGUCCCGGAGGAACGUGACGCGGAAGAAUGUGCCGAGAAGGAGAGUGUCAUAGAGGUCCACUCCUCGGGCGAGACGUCGCUCAAACAAACCAGGUUGACCCAACCUGCUGGCACGGUGAAACGUGCACCGCCUCCCAUUUUGCCCAUCGGCAAGCGGAGGUAUCCCUAGGCGUGUGGCGUCCGCAGUCGAUCCAGGAGACUCAGUUGGACAUCUCCGCACAGGCCGCUGGCCGUGGAGUGAAAAAGACGCUGCAGCGCCUGGUUGCGUUGUUUGGACGUCAUGUCGCGCGUCAUUGUGGAACCUUUGCUGUUCUACCUGGGCCUUGCUGAAGGAAACCCAAGUUGCGUGA
Durusdinium trenchii is the source of this 605-nucleotide messenger RNA. Lineage: Eukaryota; Dinophyceae; Suessiales; Symbiodiniaceae. The record is from the annotation of a GenBank genome assembly.